UCAGAUAGAUAUUGCCGGACUGGUACAGUUGUACAUCACCAGGCGUCAGCAGAACCAAUCAGAGUUGGCCCCCUCCACGUCACCAAACGACCCCACAUGGCGUCAAUGCAGCAGGAUCUUAUAUCCUUCCAUCCCCAGCCCCCAGGAAAUUUUCUUCCGCUUCAAACUCAAAUAGGUACUAGAGUAUUUAUUUCGAAAUUUUAAAGUUCCCACCCAAACACAUCAUCCACGCAUCACAUGACGCCACGCACUCCCCCAGGGUCAAUCACAGCCAUUGGCACCACCUGGCACGGUCGGGCAAUGCGGGCAAGCAUCAGAAACAUGCAGGCCUUGAGAUCAAACUUCAACGGGUGAGAUUCUGCCCGAUCUGCAGACCUGCAGAUCUGGCUGCCUUUAAGAAGCGGUGAUCCUCCUCCUGCUUUCUUCGUUCAAGCAAGGAGGGUCAUAGAAACCCUCGCCUUUUAAUAAUUUUUUGCCUUUUUUUUUUGGUUUAAAUACACUUUCCAUUUUGAUUUUCUGAACGCAUUUCCCUCCAACAAAUUACUAUCUUUCGACUUUCCGGCCAGCGGCGGUUAAAAUUUCCGGCUUUCUAGCCAUGUGUUCCCGCCAUUUUUUGGUCGGAGAUUGACCGCCAGGGCGAAAUUUCUUGAGCGACCCGUUUGAUUUGAAAUUCAAUCCGCUUUUUUUUUUGGCUCCCGCCUCAUAUGGCUUCCGCCGUCUUGCCCAGCCGAAAUGAGUCCUAUUGGGCUGAACGCGAGGUUUGUAUGAGGCAAUUUCCAAACAACCGCACGAAUCAUCCCCAUUUCUACCCGCGGUUGAAUCCUAAACCUCAUUCUAACCCUAGCAGGCUUCCAAACCCCAUUUUCAACUCAAAUUUCAACGUUAGCCGGCAAAUCAUUGAUCUUACAGCUAAAACUGGUCUCCGGCAGCGCAAUGAACCAUCACCCAGGCCUCCUUUCCUGCCACCUUCGGCGUCGAUCAAUGAUCCGCACUCCUUUAACCGGAGUGCAGAUGGGCCUCUUCUAUCCAAGGAUCCGUUUCACCGAGAGUACGUGACAUUCAAAGCGUCGUCGUACUCGAAAAGAGAGCUGAAAGAGCUGAAAAAUCGACUAAUCUCCGACCUCGAACGGGUUCGGACCCUAUUGACCCGAAUACAGACCCGGGAGCUUGAGUUUAGACCCGGUUUUUGUAGGGCCCUAUUCAGGCCGCCUGCUGUAGAAACAAAUCACAUACCAGUGAACCUUACAUCAGAUGAGAAGCAGAACCAAAAGAACCGGGCAUCCGGGUCAGUGACCCGAAAGGGUAAGGGCAAAAAGAACCAAAAACUUUCGGGGCAAAAAAGGGCUCUUGCUUUAGGUGAUGCUCGAGAAACAAAGCGGCCGUUUGUGAUCCCAACUUCAUCAGAGGCCGAGAAGGCGUCGGAAACGGUGAUGAAGAAAUGUAAGCAGAUUUUGAUGACACUUAUGAAGCAAAAGCACAGUUGGGUUUUUAAUAAGCCCGUUGAUGUUGUUCGUCUAAGGCUUCAUGAUUACUUCAAAGUCAUAAAGCAUCCAAUGGAUCUUGGGACUAUCAAGUCUAAUUUCAACAAAAGGGUGUACAAAUCACCCCUUGAAUUUGCUUCGGAUGUAAGGCUAACUUUUAACAAUGCCAUGAGAUAUAACCCCAAAGGGCAAGAUGUCCAUGCAAUGGCGGAGUCUAUGCUUUCGAGUUUUGAAGAAAUGUUUGAGCCCGUGUAUCAGGAGUAUGAAACCGGACAUCGAAAACUGGUUGCUGGGAAGAUGAACGAAAUUACCAACUGGGUUCAGCUGGAACCGGUGAUUGCGAUGCCACAACCAAUAUUGUUGAGUUCGCCUUCAUGUCAGAAUGAGCAGAUUCUGUUGUCUCCUGGAUUGCAGAGUACAAGCGGGAAAUUGCCAAACCCAAAAGCCAAGGAUUCGAACAAGAGGCAAAUGAGCAAUGAGGAGAAGUCUAACUUGGGGUUGAAUUUGCAGAAUAUGCCGCAGGAGAAGAUGGAACGCGUGGUGCAGAUUGUCAGGAAGAGGAAUCCUCAUUUGGUGCCGGACGGAGAUGAGAUUGAACUUGAUUUUGAGGUUCUUGACGAUGACACUCUUUGGGAUUUGGAUAGGUUCGUGAGUAAUCACAAGAAAGCUCUGAGCAAGAUGAAAAGGCAAGAACUCGUUGACGGUGCCAAUUUGAUCGAAGAAGAAGGACCCAAGUCUCCAGUUAGUGAGCCUUGUGAGGUGGAUGUCGAACAGAACAACAAAGAAGAUGCAGGGGAAGAGGAUGUUGAUAUUGGAGAGGACAUUCCAGCAUUUGACUUUCCCCCUGUGGAGAUUGAGAAGGAUGUGGAGGUUGAGAAGGGUAAUGCUGCUGCCUCCGUUCUGGAGGUUGAGAUUGAGGACUGUGCUGGAGCUAAUGGUGGAUCCCGCAGCUCUAGUGCCGCAAGUUCUAGUAGUGAUGAUUCUUCUUCUGAUGAUUCAGAUUCAGAUUCUGGUAGUUCUUCAGGGAGUGAUGAUUCUGACGAGGAUAGUGUACAGUCGCCUUAUGUUGAAGCAAAAGGAGUCCCUGCAGCUUAAUUCUGUUAAUGGGUAUGUGAAGAUUUCAAGUAACAAUUAAUGGAAAAGUGAAUGGAAUUGAGAGGGUUUGAAGUGUUGGCGUUCUAUCUUUGUUGGCUCCCCUUUUUUUUUUUUCAUUUCUGGGUUUGUGCAUUUUGGUAAUGGAGGAGAAUUAAGGUAACUGUGGUUCUGGCUUUGGCAUUGCUUGGCUCAAGCUGUAGCAUUUUGUAAAAAGGAUGGCCAGAAUGUUACUUUAGGUUAGGAUAACCGAGACAUUAGUUAGACGUGACUGAAUUAGGGUGUUACAGCGGAGGGGUACAGUCAGAGAAGUUGGGAAGAACUGAACGGUAGAAAGAUAGCAGUAGCAUUACUGAGUUUGGUAAAACUCUUUUUGAUUUCUAUACUGAAUCACCACACGAUUUUUAGUGGUGGAGCAGCAAAAGCAGUAAACAUGUACAGGGAGUAGUGUACUCUGACUGGAAAUAUGCAAAUGUAGUUCUCUCUUCAAAGAUCUUACAGAAGAACCCUUUUGGCUUC
Messenger RNA from Coffea eugenioides, 3092 nucleotides. Its product is annotated as transcription factor GTE7-like. Gene Ontology annotation, molecular function: protein binding. Lineage: Eukaryota; Viridiplantae; Streptophyta; Magnoliopsida; Gentianales; Rubiaceae. The transcript is spliced from 3 exons. The coding region runs from base 705 to 2576 and encodes 623 amino acids. The record is from RefSeq and is a predicted model, not a curated record.